Molecule: messenger RNA, 1128 nt
Organism: Gastrolobium bilobum
Lineage: Eukaryota; Viridiplantae; Streptophyta; Magnoliopsida; Fabales; Fabaceae
Product: putative FBD-associated F-box protein At5g22720
Exons: 2
Coding region: 1-1128 (375 amino acids)
Molecular function (GO): protein binding
Source: RefSeq, a predicted model, not a curated record
AUGAAGGCUUCGAUUGAGGAGGAGAGUUGGAGGGUGGAAACACAAGAAAACAUAAACACAAAGAAGAAGAAGAAGAAGAAGAAGAGAAAAGUGAAGGAGGACAGACUAAGUAACUUGCCAGAUGAAAUUAUCCUUCACAUACUUUCUUUUUCGGACGCAAAAACAGCAGUUCAGACGAGUGUUCUCAGCAAGCGAUGGAGGUCCCUUUGGACUUCACUCCCCGUCGUCAAUUUCCUCGACUCGUCCUUCGAUGAUCCUGUCAUUUUCCAAUGUUUCGUGCAGCAUGUGUUGUCCCGUAGAGACGCUUCCACCAAUCUCAACAUGCUUAAACUCGUGUUCGACGAUCUUCUUGAUGUUCUUGAUGAUGUGGACAUCGUAGAUUCCAUCAUUGACUACAUUAAACCAACAGAUAUUCAGGAUCUGAGCAUCACUACUAAAUGUUUUAUUUGGAAUCUACCUCAACUCUCUGCUUGUCGCUCCCUCACCACCCUGCACCUGGCAGGCAUAGUAACUAACAGCGCAAUGUUUGAUUCUGUUUCCCUACAACACUUGUAUCUUUUUCAAUGCGAGUUCGAGUAUUUGGUCCAUGAGAAUGAUCCUUUCAGCGGUUGUCCCAAUUUGAGGUGUCUGUCCCUACUUGAUUGUUCUUACGUUGGCAAUAUUCACAAGUUUGAAAUCCAUGCUCCCCAGCUGACGGACUUGACCAUAUCCAAUAUGCGAAAGGAAUCAGGCUUUGCGAUUGAGCUUUUUACUCCAAAGAUUCAAUCUUUUAGAUAUAGUGACAACUAUUAUCUUUGUGAUUUUUUCAUUAAGGGAAACCUUUCCUUUGUAGAGAGAGUGAAUAUUGAUUUAGGCGGUUUUCGGCCCAACGAAGAAUUCACCAAGGCCACUAAUUUGUCUCUUAAGCUGAGUAAAUUGUUUGAAGCGAUGGGGAGUGCAAAGUUUGUAUCCUUAUCACCUCGUAUCAUUCAUGUUCUGUCUGUGGUUCAUCCUCCUCUACGGUGUGGUCGGUCUUCUCCUUUCACUAGCUUGAAGAAUUUUGAGUUAAUAACGGAUACACAUAUCCCUCUUGCCAUACCAACCAAUGUGAUGGCCUACUUAUUUGGUGGUUCUCCUGGAUUUGAUUGA